UAAAAGGCCGUGACACCUUGCUCUCAGAAGAACUGAAAACAUUGGUUAAUACACGAAGUUAACAGGCCUGUUUCUGUAAAGGCACUUGCUCAAAGUACGACAGAGACGCCAACGUUAUUGUUGUUCGUUCUGGUAAAAGAAAGGUCAGAGGUUGAAGAGUCAAAGGUCAGCAGCAUGGCGUCCGGCAGUGCGAGCAGCGAAGAGGAGAAGAGCCUGCGGGAGUGUGAGCUGUACGUGCAGCGGCACAACGUCCAGCAGCUGCUGAAGGACUGCAUCGUGCAGCUGUGCACCUCCAGGCCAGACCGCCCCAUGGCCUUCCUCAGGGAAUACUUUGAGCGACUGGAGAAGGAGGAAGCCAAGCAGAUCCAGAAUCAGCAGAAGGCGAGUUCUCGCUCGGACUCCCGGGAGGAUGAGGUGUCCCCUCCCAUGAACCCCGUGGUGAAGGGUCGCAUGCGGCGAGGAGCCAUCAGUGCCGAGGUCUACACGGAGGAGGAUGCCGCCUCAUACGUCCGCAAGGUCAUACCUAAAGAUUACAAGACAAUGGCAGCUCUUGCCAAAGCCAUAGAGAAGAACGUGCUCUUCUCCCACCUUGACGACAAUGAAAGAAGUGACAUCUUUGAUGCUAUGUUCCCAGUCACGUAUAUUGCUGGGGAGAUAGUCAUACAGCAAGGUGAUGAGGGAGAUAAUUUCUAUGUCAUCGAUCAGGGAGAGAUGGAUGUGUAUGUGAACGGAGAGUGGGCCACAAACAUCGGCGAGGGGGGCAGCUUCGGCGAGCUCGCCCUGAUCUACGGCACUCCCCGUGCCGCCACCGUUAGAGCCAGGACCAACGUCAAGCUGUGGGGUAUUGACCGAGACAGCUACCGGAGAAUACUCAUGGGGAGCACUUUAAGGAAGAGGAAAAUGUAUGACGAGUUCCUUAGCAAAGUCUCCAUCUUAGAGUCUUUGGAUAAGUGGGAGCGCCUCACGGUGGCCGACUCACUGGAGCCAGUUCAGUUCGAGGACAGCCAGAAAAUUGUAGUUCAGGGAGAACCGGGAGACGAGUUUUUCAUCAUACUGGAGGGCAGUGCCGCUGUUUUGCAACGCAGGUCAGAGAAUGAGGAGUUUGUGGAGGUCGGACGGUUAGGACCCUCUGACUACUUCGGUGAAAUUGCUUUGUUGAUGAACCGUCCACGUGCCGCUACGGUUGUGGCCCGUGGUCCGCUGAAGUGCGUGAAGUUGGACCGACCCCGUUUCGAGCGUGUCCUCGGGCCCUGUUCCGACAUCCUCAAACGCAACAUCCAGCAGUACAACAGCUUCGUCUCGUUGUCCGUCUAAGGAAACCCGUAGGACCACCAACCUCCACCCCCUCUUCUCUUUCACGCCUUGCCCCAACCCCUCAACCCCCCCUCAGCCCAGACCUCACAGUCAGGCAGGGUCUCCACAGUAUGCUCUUUGCAUUUGCCGUUUCCUCCAGGUUUUUUGUUUGUUUGUUUGUUUGUUUGUUUGUUGGUUGGUUGGUUGGUCGGAUGUUUUUUUAAGAGCCAGGAGCGGCACCCCCUUGCACUUCACCAGCUUGACACCUUUUUUUGUGGUUGUUUCGUGCACCUGUUAAGUUCAUUGAAGAAUGGGAUGUUUCUGUUGACGCGACAGUGCAGUAAUGGUUUUGGCGGAGGCUCGUGGAAGAGUAGACAAUCAGAUUGAAAUGUUCUCACUUUGCUUUUCACGUGUGGUUGUUAAACGUGGCUUUUAGCUUUUUUUUUUUUUUUUUUUUUAAAGGUUUUCUGAGUGUGAGUUUGAAAAUGAAGGAUAUCUUGAAGAAACCAAAAGAGAGUGUGAAAAACAAUAAUUAAAAAACAACAACUGACAUCAAUACACUUGAAAUUCAUACAGGCCCGAAUUACAAUGUUGUUUGGUAGCUUCUUGCUUGACGUUACUCCUGAAAAAACUUUCAGAACUUGCAGUCAGCCUUAAUGUGUGUGGAUCUUUCGUCUUUUCCUUGGGUUCUCCUCUGAAGUCAACUCGUUUAUGAAUGGACCAGAGUAGUGUAGGCACAGCUCCAGCAAUCUGACCUGAGACCUUUUCUGGAACACUUAACCUUCCAACAGACUUCUAGAAUGCCAGAUAUUUAACCUUGCUUUGAACACGGCCAAUCAAACAGAAAAAAGUCAGGUUCCAAACACACCUUAUGUCUCAGAUAAAGUCGUUCCGAAUGUGAAUGUUCACACCAGGGGUUUUAGUUAGAUUGGAUAUUGUUAGGGGGUCUGUGGAAAUGAGCAGGGUGCGGUUGGUUACAAGACAACAGUAGAGGGCAUUUGAUUGUUACGUAAUCCUGUGUCACUACCAUCAGUUUCAAUACAGUAGGUUAUUCUGGGUUUUAUGGCUUAUUCUCUGGCAAAGUGAUUUGUUUUGCGGGGGUUUUGUGUGGGAGAAAAUUGAGCAGCAUAUUUUUGCUUAUCUUAACUGUUAAAAAGGGUUGUAAAAUGUUUCAGUGAUUUGAAUUUUUCAAUUCUCAACUCUUGAAGUUUCUCUUCAGUAAUUGGUUGGUGUCAUUUGCUUCCGAGCAUUGCUCCGUUCUGUUUAGUUUUGAAACUAGUGCCAAACAUUGAAAUUUAUGUGUAUGGCACAACAAUUCAUUGCUGUUGUGAUUUUACAAGAGAAUAUAUUAAGCCAGUUCAAUCGUAACAAGACAAAACUAUGAUCAGAUCUUACUGGGAAAAGCUGUUUUAGACCAAAAUGUAUCGUUAUCAGUAUUUAAUGUCUCGUCAGUAUCCGCCACUUACUACAUGUUUAACCAUUUGCGCCACCAUUUUAACGUUGUGUAGAUUCUUUGAGUAAGAAAUCUUCUACAAAAACACCAUGUUAUUUAGGAGUGCCAUAAUAACAGAUGUGAAAGCUUUGCUCUGUUGUAAGAAACCCCAAACAAGAGCACAUCAAACCAUACUUAACUUUCACAACAAGCUCCGCGCUCAAAUCUCUGACAUGGCCUCAAAUAGGAAGGGACACUGUAUUACGGAGACUUGCGCCAAUGUACUGGGUGAUCAACCCCAUGCAGACAAAAUGGAGUCAUUCUUUUUUUAAGUCGUUCUGAUAUCACAUUUCACGCUACAAAGUUUAUUUUACUGAGUAUCGUGAGGAGUUGUCUUCUCAUUGGAAUGUGAACUGCAUGUGCAGCAUCCGAAUGCCAUGGCUGUUGGUUACCUGAAAUAAACAGGUGACUGGUGUUGGCAAGUAACCCAAGAAGACAAAAAAAAAAGGAAAUGCAAGCUUUUUGAUGUACAGCUUCAGUGCUGUGUAGUACUAGGGGCACUAAAUUGCAGUCGGGUUUAAGGUCUUUUUGUGAGGGAUAAAAUGACUCCUUUUUUUCUUUCUGGAACUCUCCAUUUGUACUGUUUUACCAUUGUACUGUAAAGUGAUAUUGCUGUCCAUUCCAUCCCCAUUGCUGCCACCCAUGUAAACAUGACAAUGUUCCUACAAAGAGCUGAAAAAGGACCCCGCUUUCACCACUGACGUCUUCUCCUCUGUCGCUUUUUGUUUUGUUUUGUUAAUUAUCUUUACUGGGUGUGAAUGUGUGUGACUGGAAUUGAUGAGCGGAGGUGUGUGCGUGUGCAUGCGUGUGUGUGUGUGUGUGUGUGUGUGAGUGAGUAUGUACGUUACCAAACAGAUUAACAUAGUUUGCCUUAGCUUCUGUUACCGAGGGAGGGAACUCUCCUGCUUGCCCAUCCUUCUGAGGGUGUCACGUGACCCGCAGUGACCUCCACCUGCCGGUCGACCGAGGACCAUCUUUCUUUUUUCUGUCUUAUUUUUUAAAAAAUUCUAUUUUACCCGAUGUCUGUACAAUGUUUAAUUUCUUGUAUGUGUGCUCAGACUAUAGCCCUUUUUUGGUAUAGAUUGUCCUAAUGGCAGUUUAAGCAAUAAAAAAAUGUUGUAUUAUUGAA
Alosa sapidissima (American shad) is the source of this 3914-nucleotide messenger RNA. It is a transcript of the gene prkar1ab, whose product is annotated as protein kinase, cAMP-dependent, regulatory, type I, alpha (tissue specific extinguisher 1) b. Gene Ontology annotation, biological process: regulation of protein phosphorylation. The transcript is spliced from 11 exons. Gene Ontology annotation, molecular function: cAMP-dependent protein kinase regulator activity. Bases 175 to 1314 code for a protein of 379 amino acids. Gene Ontology annotation, cellular component: cAMP-dependent protein kinase complex. The record is from RefSeq and is a predicted model, not a curated record. Lineage: Eukaryota; Metazoa; Chordata; Actinopteri; Clupeiformes; Clupeidae.